AGUCGAUAGGCAGCAAUAAGAUUUAAAGAAAAAGUAUAUAUAUUUGGGACGUUCUCUUUGCAGUUGUAGCAUGAAUUUCUGUCUUGGUUUUCUGAUUUUCUGACAAUACAAUAUAGUAUGUAUAUUUCAUAAUUUUGAAAAAAUAAUGGGCCAUAAUUAAAAAUAUCCUAAAAUACUUGAUCAGACAGUAAUCGCUGAUGAAAAAAGGAAGAUUCUCACGAGAUGACACUUUUCUAGCCUGCUUGGCAGGCUCCUUAAAACGAAGUAGAAAGCUAGGGGAAGUUCCUUUGGUGUAAAAGGUGAAAUCCCAUAGGUGAAGAGAAAUUCUCCCUAAGGGAAAGUGGGAAAUUCAAUGCAGUUUCUUUUGUUUUAUUCCCCUAAACCUCGGAGUCAAGUAGUGAUUUCAGUACAUCGAUCGAAUUUUAGUGGGCUAUUAAGUUCAUUUCCAUGAGUUAAAGGCAAACAUUCUUCUUUUGUUUUAUUUGAUUCUAAAGCUGGAAUUAAAUCGAUCUUGGUCAGAUUUUCACCACCAACCGGGAGCCCACGGACUCCUGCAUCGAUUUGCAUGAAAUUGGCAGCCAUCAUUUAUUUGUGGAAUGUAUUCGGCAUAGUCAUUAUUCUAUAUCUACAACUCUUUGAUACUCUUGUCCCUUAGCAACAUAGUAUGUGCUCGCAAGGUCCACCCGGCAUUCCUGGAAUGAAUGGUCUGAAUGGAAACAACGGGUCACCAGGAACUAUGGGUGAAAAGGGUGUGGCAGGUCCAACUGGACCACGUGGAUUCAAGGGAGAGGCUGGCGUUAAGGGAGAAACAGGCGUGGCUGGUCCACCCGGGCCACGUGGUGCUAAAGGAGAAGCGGGUCCAAGUGCAAAGGCUUCUCAACAAAAGAAUUGGAAGCAGUGCGCUUGGAAAACGGGUGACGGAAGGGAUACUGGCGUGAUAAAGGUAUAUUGCAAACAAACCCUUCUACUGCCACCACGUUACGUUAAGUGAAUCUCUCACAGUAAAUAGAAUCAACGGCUAAAUUGUCAUGAACAAAUCACAGUCGUCACUUUACCUAUUAGCGAUAACUUCAAAAAGCUCUGAUGAGGUUUUGCGCAGAACUUUAAAAAUUCAUUUGUUAAUAAGAAGAAUUAAAUUAACGAGCUAACAAAUUCGAUAACUAAAAUUUUGUCUUCUCUUUAAAUGUUAUAUUAGUCACCAGGAGCCUACUAAUUAACUAUUUUCACUUCUUUAUUGUGAUUAGUCUCUGUAUAGAGUCCCUCUCCUUCUGAGGGGAGGGGGGGGGGGGGGCGUCUGUACACAGUCUAAUUGUGAUGUGCCACGGUUUAAAAGGUAUUUAAUUUUCCUUUCCUCAAGUUAAUUGACCAGAUUGAAUUUUGUUGUUGUUGUAACAGGAGUGCCAGUUUACCAAAAUUAGAGAUGACACAGCGCUUCGUGUAGUGUACCAAAGCAACUUUCGCUUGCAUUGCAACCAGUGCGCUAAGCGAUGGUUUAUCACAUUUAAUGACAACGAGUGCAGCUCGCCACUUCCUAUUGAAGCAGUCAUGUGGAUUAGAAGUAGUAGCCAAGACAAUCACCUACCCGGCGCAAUAGAGGGCUACUGCAAUAAUAUUGGCAAGGGGAAAAUCCGCGUUGGAAUCAACAUUGGAAAUCUCGGGAAAGCAAACUCAGAUGGUCAAACAGGCUGGGGAACAGUGUCUCGCUUGAUUAUAGAAGAGGUCCCUCGGUCUCAGUGAAAACGUUUUGAUAUCAAUCAAGCCUAGCGCUUUUCAGUUGUUCAUUAAUUAAAAUAACAACCUAUAGAUAAACUUUGUAGAACUGAUAUGAAAAUAAAGCGCGUCUUGAGUAAUAGAUACAAGCAUGUGGUUAUGAGAGCUAAUUAUCAUCAUCAUUAUCAUUAUUGGAAAGCUAAUUAACAAUUAUUCCUCGAGCCUGAGUGGGCUCUGAGUCAAUAGGCCUCAUGGGCUAUUGACUCAGAGGCCAU
Molecule: messenger RNA, 1985 nt
Organism: Porites lobata
Lineage: Eukaryota; Metazoa; Cnidaria; Anthozoa; Scleractinia; Poritidae
Source: the annotation of a GenBank genome assembly